Messenger RNA from Diatraea saccharalis (sugarcane borer), 1029 nucleotides. The record is from the annotation of a GenBank genome assembly. Lineage: Eukaryota; Metazoa; Arthropoda; Insecta; Lepidoptera; Crambidae.
AUGCGCAUCAACGUUUUUAUUGGGGCCCGUUCUGUGUUUUCGAGAGACAAUUUCACUGGUCUCGCGAUAGGCACGGGCGGUGCACAGCCGUUGAACGGCGCGCUGCCGUCGCUGCCGUCGCCGACGAUGCCGGGCUUCAACAUGGCGGCGCAGACUGCCAACGGACAACCGCCGCCGCAGGACGCCGUCUACACCAACGGCAUCCACCAGACGUUCACUGGACCUGUACCAGUGACGGCGCAAGGGCUGCCAAACGGUGAGGCGGCGCUGCAACACGCGGCGUACCCCGGCAUGCAGCCCUUCCCCGGCGUCGCUUACCCAGCGGUUUACGGGCAGUUCCCACAGCCCAUCCCCCCACCGAUGUCGACCAUUGCGCCCGCGCAAAGAGAAGGCUGCUCGAUCUCCGGCCCCGAGGGCUGCAACCUGUUCAUCUACCACUUGCCGCAGGAGUUCGGCGACGCUGAACUGAUGCAAAUGUUUAUGCCAUUCGGAAAUGUCAUCAGCAGCAAAGUAUUUAUUGAUCGCGCAACCAAUCAGAGCAAAUGCUUUGGAUUCGUGUCAUUCGAUAACCCGACGUCGGCCCAAGCAGCUAUCCAGGCAAUGAACGGAUUCCAGAUUGGCAUGAAGCGGCUGAAGGUCCAACUGAAACGGCCCAAGGACGCUAAUCGGCCUUACUAACCCUAGACGCCGUCCCUGCGCGUUCAUUACGUGACCAUGGUGGCGGCUGGUGUGUUCCCCGCGCCCACGGUGCGCAUGAUCGCGUAUUAUCAACAAUUCCAAGGAAUUUAAUACACGUUUAUUGUAUAGUGAAUAUCAUUACCUACAUACUUACCUAAAGAAUUAUGCAAGCCCACUCGGCGAGUAUACUAAAUUAGUUAAAAAGUAAUUUAUUAAAUCAGCGCGUAGGAAUGCUUCAUUCUUAUCAUUAUCGAUUAAUCAUUAAAUUACUCUAUUAUAUUAUUAUAUACAAUUUAUUAACUUUGAUUAAAUUAUUAUUAUUAUUAUUAUAAAAAAAAUGACACGUUAUAA